AUGGCAAAGUCAACCACCAGGGGGAAGAAUGGAUCCUCUUUGAAGGAGACUGCUGUUCUUGAGAAGAAACCAGUUGGAGAUGUUUCAAGAAAGAGAAAGUCUGAACAAGAAGAAUCCGAUGAGGAAGAUGCGUCUCAAGAUGAGGAUUUCCAAGUUGAUGGAUUAUUAGAUGACGAAGCAAGUGACGACGACGAAGAAGCAGAUGAAGAUGAAGAAGAAGCCGUAGAUGAAGAUGACGAAGAAGAGAAAGAAGUAGAAGAAGAAGAUUCAGAUGCAGAAUUCAAUGAUUUACUUGGUGAAGAAGAAGAUCCAAGUGAUGUUGAAUCUGAAGACUUCUCAGAUGAACCAACUGAAACCAUAACUGAUGCACUUUCAGGAAUAAAGAUAAGAUCAUUAUCCAAUAAUUCAAAUGGAGAUUCUGAAGGAAUUAAAUCUAAAUUUUCUGAUGGUACUCCUCGUAUAAUUAAACCUGAAAUUAAUCCAAUCUAUGAUAGUGAUGAUAGUGAUGCUGAAGAUUUUAAUACUAUUGGUAAUAUUCCAAUAUCUGCAUAUGAAGAAAUGCCUCAUAUUGGUUAUGAUAUUAAUGGUAAAAGAAUCAUGAGACCUGCAAAGGGUUCUGCCUUAGAUCAAUUAUUAGAAUCAAUUGAUUUACCAGAAGGUUGGACUGGAUUAUUAGAUCAAAAUACCGGUUCAUCAUUAAAGAUUACUGAUGAAGAAUUAGAAUUAAUUAGAAAAAUUCAACAACAAGAAAAUACUGAUGAAAAUAUAAAUCCUUAUGAACCAUUAAAUGAUUGGUUUACUUCUAAACUAGAAAUCAUGCCAUUAACUGCUGUUCCUGAACCAAAGAGAAGAUUUGUUCCAUCUAAACAUGAAGCUAAAAGAGUUAUGAAAAUAGUAAGAGCUAUAAGAGAAGGUAGAAUUAUUCCUCCCAAUAAAGUAAAAGAGCAAAUUGAAGAAGAUAAAUUAAAUUAUGAUUUAUGGAAUAAUGAUGAUGAUGAAGAAAUUCCCGAUCAUAUUAUGAAUUUAAGAGCUCCAAAACCAUUACCACCUACUAAUGAAGAAAGUUAUAAUCCACCUGAAGAAUAUUUACUUACAGAAGAAGAAAGAAAGCAAUGGCUUGAAACUGAUCCACAAGAUCGUGAACGUAAUUUUAUUCCUCAAAAGUAUGGUUCAUUAAGAAAAGUACCAGGAUAUCAAGAAAGUGUUAGAGAAAGAUUUGAAAGAAGUUUAGAUUUAUAUUUAGCACCAAGAGUUCGUCAUAAUAAAUUAAAUAUAGAUCCAGAAAGUUUAAUUCCUGAAUUACCAUCUCCACAAGAUUUAAGACCAUUCCCAAUUCGUUGUUCUACUAUAUUUCAAGGUCAUGAAGCUAGAAUUAGAACUAUUUCUAUUGAUCCUACUGGAUUAUGGUUAGCUACUGGAUCAGAUGAUGGUUCAGUUAGAAUUUGGGAAAUUUUAACUGGUAGACAAGUAUUUAAAACUCAAUUAAUUAAUAAAGAAAUAAAUCAAGAAGAUCAUAUUGAAAGUUUGGAAUGGAAUCCUGAUUCUCAAACUGGUAUAUUGGCAGUUGCUGUUGGAGAACAUAUUUAUUUAGUUGUUCCACCAGUAUUUGGUUUUGAUAUUGAAAAUCUUGGAAGAUUGAAGAUAGAAUCCGGUUGGGGUUAUGGUACUUUUGGAAAUAAGAAGAAAUCCGAUAUAGCAGUUGAAGAUGAUGAAAAUAAAAAUGAAGAUAUAGAUGAUGAAGAUGAAGAAGAAGAUGAUGGAAAGCAUAAUUCAUCUACUAAUGAAGUUAAAAAAGAAGUUGCAAAAUGGUAUCCACCAAAUCAAGAUCAAGCCCAACUUGGUAUAGCAGCUAUAAUUCAAUGUCGUAAGACUAUUAAAAAGAUUUCAUGGCAUAGAAAAGGUGAUUACUUUGUCACCGUUUCUCCAGAUGCUAAAAAUACUGCUGUUCUUAUUCAUCAAUUAUCUAAACAUUUAUCUCAAUCACCAUUCAGAAAAUCUAAAGGUAUAAUAAUGGAUGCAAAAUUCCAUCCAUUUAAACCUCAAUUAUUUGUAGCUUCUCAAAGACAAAUAAGAAUUUAUGAUUUAGCUCAACAAGUUUUAACUAAAAAAUUACUUCCUGGAGUUAGAAUGUUAUCAAGUAUUGAUAUUCAUCCAAGAGGUGAUAAUUUACUUGCAUCAUCAUAUGAUAAACGUGUAUUAUGGCAUGAUUUAGAUUUAAGUGCUACACCAUAUAAAACAUUAAGAUAUCAUGAAAAAGCAGUUAGAUCUAUAAAAUUCCAUAAGGGUAAAUUACCAUUAUUUGCAUCUGCCUCUGAUGAUGGAUCAAUUCAUAUUUUCCAUGGUACUGUAUAUGAUGAUUUAAUGACUAAUCCAUUAUUAGUACCAUUAAAGAAAUUAACUGGUCAUAAAGUUAUAAAUCAAAUUGGUAUUUUGGAUUUAGUUUGGCAUCCAAAGGAAGCAUGGUUAUUCAGUGCAGGUGCCGAUGGUACUGCACGUCUCUGGACUACUUAG
Messenger RNA from Scheffersomyces amazonensis, 2511 nucleotides. It is a transcript of the gene ERB1, whose product is annotated as Erb1p. NCBI's taxonomy places the organism in Eukaryota, Fungi, Ascomycota, Pichiomycetes, Serinales, Debaryomycetaceae. Bases 1 to 2511 code for a protein of 836 amino acids. Gene Ontology annotation, biological process: ribosome biogenesis; maturation of LSU-rRNA from tricistronic rRNA transcript (SSU-rRNA, 5.8S rRNA, LSU-rRNA). Gene Ontology annotation, molecular function: ribonucleoprotein complex binding; protein binding. The record is from RefSeq and is a predicted model, not a curated record. Gene Ontology annotation, cellular component: preribosome, large subunit precursor; PeBoW complex. The transcript has a single exon.